UCUUUGCCAUACCGGCAAUGUAAAUAGUAAACAAAAGGCAAUGCUGCAUUGCGAUGUGAGAUAUUGAAAGUGUGUGAAGACGAAGCCGAGUUUUACUUUAAAUUAGUAGUCAGUUUUUCCCAAAGACAUGGUCUGGAAGCCAACGAAGCCAAUGGUGAUACUGAGCGCUAUAGGAACAGCAGUUGGAGGUUCACUGUUCAUCAAAGAAUAUACUGGAGGUCCUAAAUACGAAAAUAAAACACGUGCUGAUGGCAAGGUAGUAAUAAUUACCGGUGCUAACACAGGAAUUGGGAAGGAGACAGCUCGAGAACUUGCACUCCGAGGAGCCACUGUUGUCAUGGCAUGUCGUGACAUUCAAAAGUGUGAAAAGUCAAGACAUGAAAUCGUUCUCGAAAGCAAGAAUAAGUAUGUAUAUUGCAGAACAUGUGACUUGGCAUCGUUAGCAUCUAUUCGAAAAUUUUGUGAAAGAUUUAAAAAUGAGCACAAAAGACUUGAUAUACUAAUCAACAAUGCUGGAGUAAUGAGGUGUCCUCUUUCAAGAACUAAAGAUGGAAUUGAAACACAGCUUGGAGUGAAUCACAUGGGUCAUUUUUUAUUGACUAACUUGUUGCUAGAUAUAAUCAAGGCUUCUGCACCAAGCAGGAUAAUUAAUAUAUCAAGUAUAGCACACAAACGAGGAAAAAUAAACAUAGAAGAUCUAAACAGUGAGAAACAGUAUGAUCCUGGAGAAGCUUACAAUCAGAGCAAGCUGGCAAAUGUGCUUUUUACAAAGGAACUCGCAAAGAGACUGGAAGGCACAGGUGUGACGGUAAAUGCUGUGCACCCUGGAAUUGUUGAUACAGAUAUAACUCGGCAUAUGAGCUUCUAUAAUAGCUCCAUCUCAGCCAUUUUUUUGAAACCAUUUGUGAAAUUGUUUAUUAAAAGUCCAAGGAAAGGGGCACAAACGACAAUUUAUGUUGCAUUGGAUGAGUCUCUACAGAAUGUUUCAGGAAAAUAUUUUAGUAACUGUAAGGAAGAAGACGUUGGACCUCAAGGGAAAGAGGAUGUAACAGCCAAAUGGCUGUGGCUAGUUAGCGAGAAGUGGACAAAACUAAACAUUUGACACAUCAGUGAUAUAUCUUUAGUGUCAGAUUUUAAACUGUGUAUUCAUGAAAGCUUUUAUUAUAUGUAAAUAAAUGCAAUAUAAUAUUUUGUGCUUAUUUCUUCAUUAUUUGAAAUACUCUCUGAAAUUAUUAUUCAAAUAAUAAUGUGAUAAAAUUUUGUAUUCAGGAAAGUCGUAAAUGGCAAAAUUGAUCCAUGGAAGACAGAGGGUUGUUGCUGAAGAAAAUUAUGGCAGCACAUAUAGAAAAAAAGAUGAUGAUAUCACUAUAAUCUUCACAGAGAGUGUAUUGUGUCAUGUCUUCAGUAAAAUGUAUUAGGUUUUGGCAUUCCAGGAGUCACGGCUUCUCUACAUCUGGUAGGAAAUACUUACAGAAGGCCUAGUUUUUAGACCUUUGGAUUUUUCUUAAGGAUAAAUGGAAAACAUGAAAUUGGUGGAAGCAGGGAAAGGGGGAGGGGUAGUGUGUUCUAAUCAGGCAAGGAACAUUGUUCCACAAGGUUGUCUCUAGUGACAUGUUUCUGUUUGUUUCUGUCAGCCAUAUUAUGAAUUAAAACCCCGGAAGGUAAAUAUAGACCCACCCAACUUUCUUUAUGUUAAUUUGAAAUAGACAUACUUGAUUUUUUUGUUCAUUAAUGGAAGAUAAUCAUCAUACUUAUAAUAUAAAUAAUUUGAUAGUG
Messenger RNA from Schistocerca cancellata (South American locust), 1776 nucleotides. Its product is annotated as retinol dehydrogenase 13-like. NCBI's taxonomy places the organism in Eukaryota, Metazoa, Arthropoda, Insecta, Orthoptera, Acrididae. The record is from RefSeq and is a predicted model, not a curated record. The transcript has 7 exons. Bases 128 to 1102 code for a protein of 324 amino acids.